CACCUACUCUCUACCAAAAGAAAAAAUGACCACACACAUGGAUAACGGUAUCAAGACAGCCUUCCAAGCCUUCUCAAUCCUCAUCUUCCUUCUCCAGCUUCCAAACCACUUAGCUUUUCGCACCAACAACGAGCCAUGGUUAACCACAACCGAAACCAAACCGACACCAACACCAUGGCCCAAACAAUUCCACGCCCUUCUUUACAUGAACCUAACCACCACCCACCUCCAACUAAGUGACCUUUGGUACGACUGGCCCAAAGGCCGAAACGUUAACAUAUUUCAAAAACAACUUGGCAUAGUGCUUUAUGAUAUUGAGUGGAACAAUGGCACGUCGUUUUACUACACACUUGGUGACAAUGCACAAUGCCAGACGGUAGACUUUGGUGUCGGGAUACCGCGGCCCGACUUCCUCGAUGGCGCACAUUAUUUGGGGCGGGUUGUGACCGAUGGGUUCUUGUGUGAUGUGUGGGAGAAGGUGGACUUCAUUUGGUAUUAUGAAGAUGUGGUUACUAAGAGACCGGUUCGUUGGGAUUUUUAUGAUGGGAUUUCUUCACAUGUGAUGACUUUUGAGAUCGGAGCGGUGUUGCCGGAUUCAGUAGUGCAAGCCCCCGCAUACUGUUUUACGGAGCCAGCGGAUGAGAAUGCUUCUUCUACUUUGGCAAAGGUUUAAAUCAAUCAUAUUGACUGCGAAGAAGAAGUGCCUAUUUGUGAAUCUUUCUUUGGCUUUCUAGUGUUUUAUCUUUUCAUUUGUACUAACUGAGU
This is a messenger RNA of Helianthus annuus (common sunflower), 765 nucleotides long. RefSeq lists its product as uncharacterized. Lineage: Eukaryota; Viridiplantae; Streptophyta; Magnoliopsida; Asterales; Asteraceae. The transcript is spliced from 2 exons. Bases 26 to 673 code for a protein of 215 amino acids. The record is from RefSeq and is a predicted model, not a curated record.